UAUGGGAGCAGGGAACUGAAUACACCGGUACCUCUGAAAUUAAUACACUUUAAUUAGAUCUUUCCGGUUUCCAAAUUUCGCCUUCUUUGAUGGUAAAAUAGUCUGUCCUCAAAACUGCUGAUCACCAUGUCCGAAUGCCUGCGUGGUUCGAUUAAGGGAUGGCUGCCACGAGCCGCGAAUAAUCUAGCCGGGAAAACUGUCGAAGAAGUCCUUCGAUCCAUCGCAUCCUACGCCGGACGUCUGGCUGUCCUCAGUCUAAACAAACUUCUCGAUCAGACUGAUCCGGAAUCGGCGUCUGUCCGUCGGGAAUUCCUUAAUUACUGGGUUGUCUUCGAUACUCGCGAGGAGAUCCUCCAGUUGCUCCGCCGGCUGGAGGAAACCAGGGACCAACUGCAGCGCACCAUCACAACCGGCAUCCGCGAACUGAGCAUCUUAAUACAGCAUCGCGACAUCGAUUUAAAACUGAGACAGAUUGUGGAGCAUCUAGAGAUGUACCUAGCCGCCGAUGAUCAAUCACGCGAAUUCACCCGGAAGGAAUUUCUCAACGCCUGUCAGCUCUACGAUCCCAAAGGUUUACUGGUCGCCUAUCACAAAAUCAUCACCACCAAAGACGUCACUGGGCACUUCCUCGGAGAGCUCGUGGAGCACUGCGAAUAUCAGCCGUUCUUGCAGUGGUGUGAUAUUAUCGCGUUAAACGCGCUGUGUGCGUAUUUAUGCGCAAUGCAAAAACUCCACGUGGUGCUGGAAGACGGAAAGGUCACAAAGGGCACCCUACACAAACAGGAUCAGCGGAUGGCCGGUCAACUGGAGGAAAUCCUCAAGGCCAUCAAAGCCGCGCAGAUUCAGUACGCGAAGAAAGCCUUCAUCGACAAAACACACGGUCAGCAACCAUCCGAUUUUGUCCGGUUGGUAGAUAACUUCAUGAUCAACUCUGACGCGCUCCCGAAAACGGCUAAUCAACGGUUAGCCGAGAGUUUAGGGGCGGAGCUAGCGGAACGCUAUCCCUGGUACGCUUGGGCGGUUGUCAUUGCGGAAGACAAUCCCAGAUGGCGGAAUUUCAUGGCGUAUUCCGAGGAUUUUCAGGAGAAUUUAUUUUUAAAGGAGUCCGUCCAUCAGCAAUUUAUGCCGCUGUUCGGUCGACGAGCCGCGCCACGUCCGGUUCUACAAACCAUUGUGGCGGGUGAUAGUUAUGGGAUCUUCACUUGCAAGCGAAAGUUUUACACCGGCGGGAAACUGGCGCAUCAGCGCCGAUUGACCGUGAUGUAGAUCCAUCAUAAGGACAUUCUUGACGUGAAACUGGACGAGACCGAUAAUAUCGGACUGACCAGUUUAACAAUAAAAAAGCUGGCGAUGGAUUAUAAAGUGCAGAGGAUAAAAGAGCAGACUGCCCAUCGCACGGAAGAGCACAGCGUUAUUGAGGAAAUACUGUUUAAGAAAGGGUACCAAUAUGUCGCCUACUUUGGUCUCAGAAAAACCAGGAAUAACUCCGACACGGGAAUGUUUUUCACCAAUCAAGUGGAGAGCUCGCUGUGGCCGUACUGUAUUCAGAAUGAAGACGGCCAUUUAUUUCUUUGGCUAACCAAAGUGACUCAGCGAGCUAUGGAUCGGAGACGGCAAUUUACCGAAUUAUGGUUAGCCGAUGAAUUACUGGGAGGAGGAUUCGGUUUGAAUGACACCGUGCAGAGAGAUAACAAAAUGUCCUGGCCAAGCAAUAACGCAUCCGAAUUGCUCAAGUUGGCGGAAGAUUCCAAUAAGGCUGGCAAUGUGUUCCUUGCGAAAAGUUAUGUUGAAUCAGCGAUUUACGAAUAUGAAUACGCUUUGUAUCUGCUGGAUAACGCAAUCAUGAAUUACUCCAGUCAACGGCAACAGUUGCUAACGAUCGUUACAUGCAAUUUGGCUCUGGCGUAUUUAAUGGCAAGGGAUAUCUAUGCAGCCAAAGAUAUGGCUAAUCGGGUCUUGCAUGCGGAGCCCAGUAACAGUCAGGCUCUGGUCACUCGCAGUCUGGCUGAUAUGGCGUGCGAGAAUUAUGAAUCAGCGAAAGAGGACCUUCUGUAUGUACGAACACUGCAACCCGAUCGCACCGACAUCGGGAUCCUAUUGAAAGUGACACAGUUAGGCGUAAUGAGCGAUACUUAUUGGGAAGUCAGCGUGGAUGAUGGACAGAAAAAGGACGAGCUAUUUGUCUCCAUGCUGCAUGACGAGAUGCAGAAAAUUCUGGGAAAGGUCUUGGAGGCUGCAACGGCCGAACCGGACCGUAAGGACGCCCAGAUUCUGUGGCACACGCUUUCGGCUGUUGAUACUUUUGUACGGAAUGUUGGCGAUGAGCUGCUUUGGGAAAAAGAUUCCAAACGGUACAGACUACUGGUUGGCUGGUUGGAUGCGGUACUCCAGGUCGCGAAAGACAUGAUAAACUUGAAAAAAGAGUGGAUUUUUAUCGAACGCAAACACGUCAUGGCGGCGCUGCAAGUGCUGAAGCUGCUGAUCACAGCUAAAGAGAUCUUUCUAAAAAUGUGACUGUUUUCAAAAUAAUUGGAUAAAUUCCCAAUUGUUUUCCGCCGAUUAUUGGCUUAUCCAGUUUUAACAGCUGUCGCGCAUUAGUGACGUACAGAUGCCGGCAACUGCUAUUGUUGCUUAUGUACAAUGUACAGGUGCGUGAUUUAUGAGGAUGUUGUUCAACGUUG
Paramacrobiotus metropolitanus is the source of this 2681-nucleotide messenger RNA. RefSeq lists its product as uncharacterized. Bases 127 to 1266 code for a protein of 379 amino acids. Lineage: Eukaryota; Metazoa; Tardigrada; Eutardigrada; Parachela; Macrobiotidae. The transcript is spliced from 5 exons. The record is from RefSeq and is a predicted model, not a curated record.